AUGGUACCAUACUCAGUUCAAGAUGAGGAUUUAUCAGUUGUCAUUGACAAGGAACAUUUAAUCAUCAGCGUCAAAGGAAAUCCCCCCAUUGUCAAGGGGAGGAUAUAUGGCUCUGUCGACACCGAUAGCUGCGUGUGGCAAUUGGAACCUCGUAGCUCGCAUUUAACCGCUCGGGAACGAACCCACUCUACAGCAUCAACAACAUCGACACACUCAUCUUACGCAUUUGUCUCUGAUCCAGAUAUAUCAAGCAGCUUUGCUGCCUCUCUCGAAAGUGGUCCUGUAUCAGACGCUGAAGAUGUCUAUUCGCCUUCGCCUUCAUCGCCAGUGCUUGCAUACGCUGACGAAGGCUUAUAUCCUGUCCAACGCCGCAAGCUCAGUCCAAACCCUAUCCACUCUCGCUCUGUGUCCCCUGGCCAUGCCCACCCCAGUAUGACGUCGUCCUUCUCUUCCCUAGAUUCCCGACAAUCACCACAGUCAGGUAGAUUGCUGACUGUUCACCUGGAGAAAGAGCAAUCCACAAUUUGGCCAUCUCUCAUCGUUGGACCAGUCCCUGAAUCUUUGUCCUCGAGCAUUUCAAACACAGUGGUGGUCUUUGAUGCAAAUGAGGAGUCAGAAGAAAAGUAUAACAUGGAUCCAACAAGCUUGGCGUUGAUUGCUUUAGAGCUGUCUGAUAUACGUAAGGAAAAGCAAGAAGCUUUCGAGUAUUUCCUACGGUCAUGGAAGCAGGCACAUGUCCCAUCGGCCACCAUGCGGCUUGUGUCUCAUUACCUACCUCUCGAAUCGACUGAAGAGAUUGUUGAACCGGUCGGAAAACCUGCCCCUGGAAGUACAGCCUAUUAUCUUCACUCCAUUGGCGGAUAUAGGGGCCUUGCACAACUUUACCUUGAAGCAGGCUUAUUACAUCUCGAGGGCGCAGCAUCUACUUUGCUUGCCGCGUCCUACUCUACUCUGGCCUCUAUUCGUAUACCUAUUCAAGCUCAAAUUGGCGAAGGUGGUACGGAAGCCUGGAAACGUGAUCGUGAAGCGGCCGCGGAGUUCUUUGAACGAGCAAGAACAUUGUAUCCUAUCCUCGACAUACCUGCCUUGCCAUCCGAUGCUGGUUUAGAGCUGGAAAUGCCCAUCAUGCAUCUGACUCCGUCGGCGCCUGACAGCAUCCAGUCCAAAGAGUCGCACUACGAAGACUCAGAAACAGAGAUUCCUGUCGUUCGUCGACGCAGAAAAAGAGAGGAAGAGAUUGUUCUUGAAAAACCAAACACAGACAUGGACGAUUAUGACAAUACAUGGGACUGCUUUGUUGGUUGUAGGGAUUGUCGGCGCCCUGAGCUUCUCAAACUGGUCAAGGAGGAGCCAGAGCUCGUAAUACUUGAUAAAUGUAAUACUAUGACGGGAUAUACCGCAGAAACACUGCUCAAUGCUCGAUACCAAAUUCAAGUGAAGGUGAUCGCAAUCUUUACUUCCAAUUGCGGUUAUUUCGAGGCUGCUCUCACCCGUGUAAUUGUUACCGCAAUGUCGUCGACUCCUACAGAGUGGAAUGUGCAUUUCCUUCGAGAUGAAGGAGCUGUUGCUCCCACUGAAGGCCGCAAUGCGCUUAUUAUUCUAAAUACCUCUUUCUCCUUAAACCUCCUACAAAGAAUCUGGUCCUCGACGCAAUGGCAUUGCUGCGCUGAUGGAGGCGCCAAUCGACUUUACGAUGCUCUCCAGGCUGAAGAACGUACCAAGUAG
Molecule: messenger RNA, 1725 nt
Organism: Psilocybe cubensis
Lineage: Eukaryota; Fungi; Basidiomycota; Agaricomycetes; Agaricales; Agrocybaceae
Exons: 6
Coding region: 1-1725 (574 amino acids)
Biological process (GO): thiamine diphosphate biosynthetic process
Molecular function (GO): thiamine diphosphokinase activity; ATP binding
Source: RefSeq, a predicted model, not a curated record